Molecule: messenger RNA, 789 nt
Organism: Babesia microti strain RI
Lineage: Eukaryota; Apicomplexa; Aconoidasida; Piroplasmida; Babesiidae
Product: conserved Plasmodium protein, unknown function
Exons: 5
Coding region: 1-789 (262 amino acids)
Source: RefSeq, a predicted model, not a curated record
AUGGUAUCCUUGGAAGAUGUACUAAAUCGCUGGUUUACUAAGGACUAUUCAUCGCUUGACAACUCAAUUGAUGAGCUAGUGUCCAAACUAGAGAAGAAACCCCUGGAACAGCUAACAGCGAUUACAAUUCGCAUAUUUAACAAUCUAAGGAAAGGCGAUUUCAAACAAAUAACAUUAGAUUUCAACAUAAUUGGGUCACCAGAUGACCCUAAGUGGCUUUAUGAAACCUAUCCCAAUAAGUACAAGCAUAGUUCAGGUGACUGUAUGGCAAGCUUUGGGUUGAGAGCAAUUUACGCCUAUUUUCCACACCUAAUCGGUUCGACAUAUACGGCAAUUGAUAGGCUCCAUUCCCUCUUAAGAUCUUGCAUAAAUCAGUUCAAUUUGGGAAAUGAUGAAAAUAUUGAAAGAAGAAUUUUGUUAAUUGGGUUGAUACUGAGUGAUUGUUUGAGCCAGUGCUAUAGGCCGGAGGAUGGCAUAAGGGUUCUUAACAGUAUAAUGUCCCAUGUGCCCAAGACAUGGACUAAACAAAUACAAAAUAAGAUUAGCCACUCAUAUACUGCGUUGGGUGGUUCAAAAUUAGAAAGCAAAUCGCAAUGUGAUUAUAACAAGGCAAUAUGUAUGAUAUUGCAGGGGAAACACGAUGAUUCGAUUGAUUUUGCUCAAGGAACAUGUCUGAGCACUAAUGUUGAUACGUUUGUUAGAAAAAAUUUGAGUGUAUUUCAGUUGAUAUUCGCCAAAAAUGAGAUGAGAGAUGUGUUUGAACUUGACGAGUGGUUCACUAACUUAUGA